This is a messenger RNA of Dictyostelium purpureum, 1860 nucleotides long. RefSeq lists its product as uncharacterized. Gene Ontology annotation, biological process: activation of GTPase activity; nucleocytoplasmic transport. The record is from RefSeq and is a predicted model, not a curated record. Gene Ontology annotation, cellular component: perinuclear region of cytoplasm; cytosol; nucleus. Gene Ontology annotation, molecular function: GTPase activator activity; small GTPase binding. Lineage: Eukaryota; Evosea; Eumycetozoa; Dictyosteliales; Dictyosteliaceae. The coding region runs from base 1 to 1860 and encodes 619 amino acids. The transcript has a single exon.
AUGGCAAUAACAAAUAUUAAUGAAUUACCAAUACCAAUUUUAAUUAAAUUAUUUGGUUAUGUUAAUAAAAUCAAUAGUUCAUCAUAUUGGUUUGUAAAUUAUACAUUGGUAUGCAAAUUAUGGACCAUUGAAGUUUUACCAAAGGCAUGGAGUGAAAUGACAAUUGCAACUAGUCAGCCAUCAGAACCAUUAAUCGAAUAUAGUCAAGAUGGAAUUUUAGCAAGAUUUCCAAGCGUCACAUCAGAACCAUACAAUUUUACCAAACUUAUUAUGAGAGUCGGUAAAGUCAGCGAAUAUAUCGACAAAAUCAAAAGUUUAACUACCAUCGAUUUAAAGAAUAAUUCAGCAACCAAUUAUGUCAUCGAUAGAUUAGCCGAUGCCUUAAAGACCAAUAAAUCAGUAACUUAUUUAAAUCUUUACAAUAAUAGACUCAUGCAAAAGGGUGGUACAGUAAUCGCAAAUGCUUUAAAAAAGAAUCAAUCUAUCACUCAUUUAGAUUUGGGUUUAAAUUUAUUGGGUGCCAAUGGAGGUACUGCUAUAGCCGAUGCAUUAAAAGUCAAUAAUACACUUGUAAACUUGGAUCUCUCUGGAAAUCAACUCGGUCUUCGUGGUGCUGGUCCAAUUGUUGAAGCUCUCAAAGUUAAUAAAUCAAUCAAAUACUUGUACUUAAGCUCAAAUCAACUCCGUGAUGAAUGCUCUUUACCAUUAGCCGAUAUUUUACGUCAAAAUAUGGGAUUCGUCGAAUUGGCUCUUAACGAUAAUGAAAUUGGUGCUAAAGGUGGCAUUGCUUUAGCUAAAAUGCUCAAGACUUCUAAGGUUCUUACAAAGUUAGAGUUUGGUAAAAACGAAUUGGGUGACGAUGGUGGUAUUGCAAUGGCCGAUGCUAUCAAAUUUAAUAAAUUAAUUUGCGUAGUUCGUUUAAAUUGGAAUAAACUUGGUGUAAAAGCUAUCAAGGCACUUUCAGACGCAUUAAAAUCAAACACUUCAGUCUAUCAAUUGGAUCUUAGUUUUAAUAAUUUUGGCGAUGAAGGUCUUCAAUGUUUAUCAGACUCACUUAAAGUCAACAAAUCAAUUCGUACACUCGAUUUAAGCAGAGUUGCAUCAGGCGUUGUAGGUCAUAAAGCUCUAGCUGAUUCACUCCGUAUUAAUAGUUUUAUUCAAUCACUCGAUUUAACCAAUUGUAGAAUUACCAACGAAGGUGGUAUCGAAUUAGCCAACUCUUUAGUCGAUAAUAAAUCAAUUUCAACUUUAGUAUUAAAUAACAAUACUUUUUCAAAAGAUACAGUUGUCGCUUUAGCUAAAACAUUAGAGAAGAAUUCCACCCUUACAUCAUUAAGUUUAGUAAAUAAUAGUUUAACCAUCGAUGGUGUUGAAGAUCUUUUCAAAUCACUCAGUACCUCAAAUAAAACUUUAAUUAAAAUCGAUUUAACUAAUAAUCUUCUUGGUUCUCAAGGCGGUGAAACUAUCUCUAAAUAUAUUCCAAAAUGUUCAAUUUCAGAGCUCAUUUUAACCAAUAACCAAUUAGAAACUCAAGGUGCCUCAAGUAUCUUAAAUGCAGUUGCUACCAAUUCCUCUAUCCAAACCCUUGAUAUUUCAAAUAAUUCAAUUGGAUCAGAUGUUGUCGAACCACUUUGUUCAGUACUUAAAGAAAGUAAUUCUAUCCUUAAAAUCAAUGUUUCCACUAAUAAACUUGAAGAUACAGUUAUUGAUCCUCUCAUCAGAGCUAUUUCAAUUAAUCAAUCACUUAUUUCAAUUCAAAUCUCUUCAAAUCAAUUUUCAAAACAAUCAAAUAAUAAAUUAUUAUACGCAAUUCAACAAAAUAAAUCAAUUUAUUAUUAUGAUUUAGUUGAAGAAAUUUAA